Messenger RNA from Mesocestoides corti, 1302 nucleotides. The record is from the annotation of a GenBank genome assembly. Lineage: Eukaryota; Metazoa; Platyhelminthes; Cestoda; Cyclophyllidea; Mesocestoididae.
AUGCCCAGCCGAGCACAGAUGGAAGAAUCUAGCCCUCGUGACCCCUCGGAUAUACCCUCUGGUGAGAUGCCGCCCCCUCCCACGCCUAAACUCAUCCCGACAGCCCCCGUCGCCUCCACCUCCCCCACUUCCUUCGCUGCUUCGUCAGCCCCACCGGCUAAAAACCUCAGCACUAAUGCAAAAAUACAAGACCAAGUGAAGGUGGUGAUCAACGACUUGGCCAAGAAACUGCACGUUCCACCAUCUGCAGUGAUUGCGAUGGUCGUGGGGUUCAUUCUCUUCAUCCUUCUCAUUCUCUACUGCUUGUGCAAGCGUGGCCUCAUUAAACGACGCAGGAAAGAAAAGGCGAGCAAGAAGAAGGUCGACAUGAAAAGCGUCCAGUUGCUAGGGAAACAGCUGGGAAAGGAUCAAGGUGAUUUGGAGGCGCUGGAAGAAAAUAUGGAGGACAAUGAGGGCGUGACGGAGAAGGAGAAGCAGAAUUUGGGAAAACUGCAGUUCUCCCUUGAUUACGAUUUCACCAAAGGCGAGUUGACUGUCGGCGUGAUUCAGGCCACCGAUCUACCAGGAAUGGACAUGUCAGGAACCUCGGAUCCCUACGUGAAGGUGUAUCUCAUGCCUGAGAAAAAAAAAUUCGAGACAAAGGUCCACAGAAAGACCCUGAAUCCCGUCUUCAAUGAAACCUUCCUCUUCAAGGUUCCGUACGCAGAAGUUGCAGGCAAAACAAUACGAUUCAAUGUCUUCGACUUCGACAGGUUCUCGAAGCACGACCAGAUCGGCCAGAUCGUUGUUCCACUGGGUUCCGUCGACUUGGCGCGCGUCAUUGAGGAAUGGCGUGACCUCCUACCACCUGAUGAUGACGAGAAGGAAAACAAACUCGGCGACAUCUGUUUCUCUUUGCGGUACGUACCAACUGCUGGUAAGCUGACCGUGAAUAUUUUGGAGGCGAAGAAUUUGAAGAAGAUGGACGUUGGUGGCCUGUCGGAUCCCUACGUCAAGUUGUCUCUCAUGCUUGGUGGUAAACGGAUCAAGAAGAAAAAGACCACAAUUAAGAAGUGUACACUCAAUCCCUACUACAACGAGUCCUUCGCCUUCGAAAUUCCAUUUGAACAUAUUCAGAAAGUGACUUUGAUAGUCACGGUGGUUGAUUACGAUCGAAUCGGCACCUCAGAGGCGAUUGGUCGAGUUGUUCUGGGCUGUAAUGCUCAGGGAGCCGGCCUCCGUCAUUGGUCAGACAUGCUGGCCAAUCCGCGUCGACCAAUUGCACAAUGGCACACCCUACAGGAGAUGCCGGAAAAAGGCUAG